Molecule: messenger RNA, 7334 nt
Organism: Solea solea (common sole)
Lineage: Eukaryota; Metazoa; Chordata; Actinopteri; Pleuronectiformes; Soleidae
Gene: dock7
Product: dedicator of cytokinesis 7
Exons: 52
Coding region: 95-6520 (2141 amino acids)
Biological process (GO): axonogenesis; positive regulation of GTPase activity; small GTPase-mediated signal transduction
Molecular function (GO): guanyl-nucleotide exchange factor activity
Source: RefSeq, a predicted model, not a curated record
CCUGAGGUUGUAGUGAGUGAGUGGAAACCAGACACAGUCAGCUUUCUGCGUGCCUGCCUGGGAAUCUCGCUUAAACACAUCAGCGGCCACUGCCAUGGCUGAACGCCGCGCCUUCGCCCAAAAAAUCAGCAGGACUGUGGCAGCAGAGGUCAGGAAGCAGAUAGCAGGCCAGUAUGGUGGCUCACCACAGCUAUUUAAAAACCUCAAUGUUGGGACCACAACAACCAACACAGUUCCCCUCACGGAGGCGGUGGAGCCGGUGGAUUUUGAGGAGUACCUCAUCACUCACCCUCCCAUCGUUGAGUCUGGUCCCCUGAGGGAUCUGAUUGAGUUUCCCCAUGAUGACAUUGAGGUCAUUUACACACCCAGAGAGUGUCGCACUGUGGUACAAGCAGUCCCUGAGGAAGGGGACACUGAUGCUCACGUCAGAGACUGUGUCCGAUCAUACACAGAAGACUGGGCCAUUGUCAACAGAAAAUAUCACAAACUCGGUACGGGCUUUAACCCCAACACCCUGGACAAGCAGAAGGAGCGUCAGAAAGGCCUACCCAAACAAGUGUUUGAGGCUGAUGAGAUGCCUGACAACAGCAGCUACCAGGAUGACCAGGAUGACCUGAAGCGGCGGUCGAUGUCUAUAGACGAUACACCUCGUGGCAGCUGGGCCUGCAGCAUCUUCGACUUGAAGAACUCGCUCCCUGAUGCUCUCCUCCCUCACCUGCUCGACCGUGCUCCCAACGAGGAGAUUGACAGGCACAACGAAGAGCAUCGCAAGGCCAGCCGCCACCGUGAACUCUUUGCUCUGCAUCCUGCCCUUGAUGAGGAGGAGCCCAUUGAACGCCAUUGUGUGCCCGAGGUACCUAAAGAACACUUUGGCCAGAGGCUACUCGUCAAGUGCUUGUCCUUGAAGUUUGAGAUCGAAAUUGAACCCAUAUUUGCUAGUUUGGCCUUAUAUGAUGUCAAGGAAAAGAAAAAGAUAUCAGAGAACUUUUUCUUUGACCUGAACUCUGAGCAGACGAAGGGAAUGCUGCGUCCACACAUUCAGACAGCGGCCAUCUCUACACUGGCACGCUCUGCUAUAUUUUCUAUCACCUAUCCCUCUCAGGAUGUCUUCCUGGUCAUCAAGUUGGAAAAAGUUCUGCAGCAGGGUGAUAUUGGAGAGUGUGCGGAGCCUUACAUGGUCUUCAAGGAGUCUGAUGCUGCCAAGAAUAAAGAGAAGCUGGAGAAGCUCCGUGGUCAAUCAGAACAGUUCUGCCAACGUCUUGGUCGCUAUCGAAUGCCUUUUGCUUGGACUGCUAUUCAUCUUAUGAAUAUUGUGAACAGCGCUGGAAGUCUUGAGAGAGAUACAGAGCUGGAGAUGAGUCUCUCAGAGAGAAAAGGCUCCUGGUCAGAACGCAGGAACUCGAGCAUUAUGGGAAGGCGUUCCCUAGAGAGGACCACCAGUGGAGAUGAGGCAUGUAGUCUGACAGGUUUCAGACCUGCGACACUUACCAUCACCAACUUCUUCAAACAGGAGGGCGACAGGCUAAGUGAUGAAGACUUGUAUAAGUUCCUAGCAGAUAUGAGAAGACCUUCAUCAGUUCUGAGGAGGCUCAGACCCAUCACAGCCCAGUUGAAGUUGGACAUUUCUCCAGCUCCAGAGAACCCCCACUAUUGCUUGACCCCCGACCUCCAGCAGGUGAAACCGUACCCUGACAGCAGAGUACGCCCCACCAGGGAGAUCCUGGAGUUUCCUGCAAGGGAUGUCUAUGUGCCAAACACUACAUACAGGAAUCUGCUGUAUGUGAACCCACAGAGUCUUAACUUCGCCAACCGCCAAGGGUCUGCCCGCAACAUCACUGUGAAAGUGCAAUUUAUGAACGGAGAGGAUCCAAACAAUGCAAUGCCGGUGAUAUUUGGGAAGUCCAGCUGUGCAGAUUUCGCUAAAGAGGCCUACACUGCUGUUGUGUAUCAUAACAGAUCACCUGACUUUCAUGAUGAGGUCAAGAUCAAGUUGCCUGCCUCCCUGUCGGACCACCAUCACAUUCUCUUCACCUUUUACCAUGUCAGCUGCCAGCAGAAGCAGAAUACACCUCUGGAGACGCCUGUGGGAUACACGUGGAUCCCCAUGUUGCAGAAUGGGCGUCUCCGGACGGGACACUUCUGCCUUCCUGUGUCUCUGGAAAAGCCUCCACAAUCCUACUCUGUUCUCUCACCAGAUGUCCCUCUCCCAGGGAUGAAGUGGGUGGACAACCAUCGAGGAGUAUUUAAUGUGGAAGUGGUGGCUGUUUCUGCCAUCCACACACAGGACCAGUACCUGGAUAAGUUCUUUGCCUUGGUCCAUGCCCUGGAUGAGCACAUGUUCCCAGUCAGGAUAGGAGACAUGCGUAUCAUGGAGAACAACCUGGAGGCAGAGCUUAAGACCAGCAUCGCAGCUCUCAACUCUUCCCAGCUGGAACCAGUGGUCCGAUUCCUUCACCUCCUACUUGACAAGUUGGUGUUGCUUGUAGUGCGGCCGCCGGUCAUUGCUGGACAGAUAGUGAAUCUGGGCCAGGCAUCCUUCGAGGUCAUGGCAUCCAUAGUGAACCGGCUUCAUAAGUACCUGGACACCAGCCAAGACAUGCAUGGCCGUAACAGCCUGCUGUCCUCUUAUAUCCACUAUGUUUUCCGCUUGCCCAGCAAUGACCCCAACUCACCAUCGCCAGGCCCGGGGGGUUUAGGAGGUUCGGUACAUUAUGCCACCAUGGCUCGCUCAGCUGUUCGACCAGCCAGCCUCAACCUCAACCGCUCACGUAGCCUCAGCAACAGUAACCCUGACAUUUCUGGUACGCCCACCUCUCCUGAUGAUGAGGUCCGUUCUAUCAUUGGCAGCAAGGGCUUAGACCGCUCCAACUCGUGGGUGAACACCAUGGGGUGUAAGAAUUCUCCCUGGGGAUCCAGCCCUGGGUCCGCACCAGAAACCAUGCAGGCCAUGGAGCGCUGUGGCAAUCGCAUGUCUUCGCACACUGAGAGCGCCAGUUUCUUGCAAACUUUAACUGGACGGUUACCCACAAAAAAGCUCUUCCAUGAGGAGUUGGCCCUCCAGUGGGUGGUGAGCAGUGGGAGCGUCAGAGAGGGAGCUCUACAGCAGGCCUGGUUUUUCUUUGAACUCAUGGUGAAGAGCAUUAUCCACCACCUUUACUUCACUGAACGCCUAGAGUCGCCCAGGAAGAACCGUUUCCCGGAACGCUUCAUGGAUGAUAUUACAGCUCUGGUCAGCACAAUUGCUGGGGACAUUGUGUCUCGUUUCCAGAAGGACCUGGAGCUUGUGGAGAGACUCAACACAAGUCUGGCCUUCUUUGUCAACGACUUACUGUCAGUGAUGGACCGAGGCUUUGUCUUUACCCUAAUCAGGGCAUACUGGAAACAGGUCUCCACAAAGCUUUAUGCUCUGCAGAACCCAACCCUGGAGUCUUUAAGGCUGGAUUUCCUGAGAAUCGUUUGCAGCCAUGAACACUACGUCACCCUCAAUCUGCCCUGCAGCCUCCUCACACCACCCGCCUCUCCUUCCCCCUCUGUAUCCUCAGCAACUUCACAGAGUUCUGGGUUCUCCACACAUGUCCAGGACCAAAAGAUAGCCAACAUGUUUGAGCUGUCCGUCCCCUUCAGAGAGCAACACUAUCUGGCUGGACUGGUUCUCUCUGAACUGUCUGUAAUACUGGACCCAGACAAUGAGGGAAUGUUUGGUCUACAUAAGAAAGUGGUGAAUGUUGUUCAUAACCUCCUGUCCAGCCAUGACUCUGAUCCACGCUAUGCAGAUCCUGAGGUCAAGGCCCGUGUUGCCAUGCUUUACCUGCCUCUAAUUGGCAUAAUCAUGGAAACACUGCCUCAGCUCCAUGACUUUACAGUAGAGUCCCACAACCAGUGGGGUCGGCCAGGUGGUCCCCAGGGAGCAGCAGUGGGCAACAGUGGAGAAGAAAUGGAAGGAGAUGGUAACAGCAUGAUAAGUCAGACUGUUGCCAUGGCGAUAGCAGGCACGUCUACUUCCUCUCCAAUGUCCCGACCAAGCAGCUUCCUGCUCAACUCGCAGGCGAGUCGUCAGCAUGGAAGCUUUUCGGCCGAAUCGAGUCGUAGUCUUCUCAUCUGUCUGCUGUGGGUGCUGAAGAACGCUGAUGAGCUGGUGUUACAGAAAUGGUUCACAGACCUGUCUGUGUCACAGCUCAACCGCCUGCUGGAUCUCCUCUACCUCUGUGUCUCCUGCUUCGAAUACAAGGCCCAUGUUGUGUUCACCAUGCAGGGGAAGAAAGCGUUUGAACGAAUGAACAGCCUGACCUUUAAGAAGUCCAAAGACAUGAAAGCCAAGCUCGAGGAAGCCAUACUGGGCAGCAUCGGGGCCCGACAGGAGAUGGUGCGACGCAGCCGUGGGCAGCUCGAACGAAGUCCAUCUGGCAGUGCAUUUGGCAGUCAGGAGAACCUGCGAUGGAGGAAGGACAUGACCCACUGGAGACAGAACAGUGAGAAGUUGGACAAGAGUCACAGAUCAGUCAGGACCAGAGCAGAGUUGGAACAUGAAGCCCUUAUUGAUGGCAACCUCGCAACAGAGGCCAACAUAAUUAUUCUUGACACCUUGGAGAUCAUUGUGCAGACUGUAUCUCUGACUGAGUCCAAAGAGAGUAUCUUGGGUGGAGUGCUAAAGGUGUUGCUCCACAGCAUGGCCUGCAACCAGAGCGCCCUCUACCUGCAGCACUGUUUUGCCACACAGAGAGCACUGGUGUCAAAGUUCCCUGAACUGCUGUUUGAGGAGGAGACAGAGCAGUGUGCUGACCUGUGUUUGCGACUACUAAGGAGUUGCAGCAGCAGCAUAAGUACCAUCAGGGCCCAUGCCAGCGCUUCCCUCUACCUCCUCAUGAGGCAAAACUUUGAGAUUGGCAACAACUUUGCCAGAGUGAAGAUGCAGGUGACCAUGUCUCUUUCCUCGCUGGUGGGAACCUCUCAGAAUUUCAAUGAGGAGUUCCUGCGACGUUCUCUCAAGACCAUUCUUACGUACGCAGAGGAGGACCUGGAGCUGAGGGAGACCACGUUCCCGGACCAGGUCCAGGACCUUGUGUUUAACCUGCACAUGAUCCUCUCUGACACAGUGAAAAUGAAGGAGCACCAGGAAGAUCCUGAGAUGCUGAUAGAUCUCAUGUACAGGAUUGCAAAGGGUUACCAGACGUCUCCAGACCUGCGACUGACAUGGCUCCAGAACAUGGCUGGAAAACACUCUGAGAGGAAUAACCACGCGGAGGCUGCUCAGUGUCUUGUGCACAGUGCUGCUCUGGUUGCUGAAUACCUGAGCAUGCUGGAGGACCGCAAGUAUCUGCCUGUUGGCUGUGUCACCUUCCAGAACAUUUCCUCAAAUGUACUGGAGGAAUCAGCAGUCUCCGAUGAUGUGGUGUCUCCAGAUGAAGAGGGCAUUUGCUCAGGCAAAUACUUCACUGAGAUUGGUCUGGUGGGACUCCUGGAGCAGGCUGCUGCCUCUUUCUCCAUGGCUGGCAUGUACGAGGCAGUAAACGAAGUGUACAAGGUACUGAUCCCUAUCCACGAAGCCAACAGGGAUGCAAAAAAGCUGGCCACCAUUCAUGGUAAACUACAGGAAGCCUUUGGGAAAAUAGUUCACCAGAGUACUGGCUGGGAGAGGAUGUUUGGUACGUAUUUCAGAGUUGGAUUUUACGGUUCGAAAUUUGGCGACUUGGAUGAGCAGGAGUUUGUGUACAAAGAGCCUGCGAUCACAAAGCUGGCAGAGAUCUCUCACCGGCUGGAGGGUUUCUAUGGGGAGCGAUUUGGAGAGGAGCAGGUAGAAGUUAUAAAGGACUCCAACCCAGUGGACAAAUGCAAGCUGGACCCAAAUAAGGCAUUUAUUCAGAUCACGUACGUGGAGCCGUAUUUUGACACGUACGAGAUGAAGGACCGCAUCACUUACUUUGACAAGAAUUACAAUUUGCGCCGCUUCGUAUAUUGCACCCCCUUCACGCUGGAUGGCCGGGCACAUGGGGAUCUGCACGAACAGUUCAAACGAAAGACCAUCCUCACCACCUCCCAUGCCUUCCCGUACAUCAAGACACGGAUCAACAUCAUCCACAAAGAGGAAAUUAUUUCCACACCCAUCGAGGUGGCAAUAGAAGACAUGCAAAAGAAGACUCAGGAGUUGGCCUUUGCCACCCACCAGGACCCUGCUGACGCCAAGAUGCUGCAGAUGGUCCUACAGGGAUCAGUUGGUACAACUGUCAACCAGGGUCCUUUAGAGGUGGCUCAGGUGUUCCUGUCAGAAAUCCCCAGUGACCCCAAACUGUACAGACACCAUAAUAAGCUACGGCUCUGCUUCAAAGACUUCACCAAGAGGUGUGAAGAUGCUCUGCGUAAGAACAAGAGUCUGAUCGGUCCCGACCAGAAGGAGUACCAGAGGGAACUGGAGAGGAAUUACCACCGACUGAAGGAGGCGCUGCAGCCCCUCAUCAACAGAAAGAUCCCUCAGCUUUAUAAGCCUGUUCUGCAGGUCAACUCACACAGCAAACGGACAGCUUGACAAGAGAUUCCUUCAGCAGAAUGAGCCUUCGCAAGUUUGACCUUUGAAGAGGGAGAGAACACGGACACACGCUCCACCGAAAAAUUGCAAUAUUAAUUUAUUCUCAAGUGUAAAUAGGAGUUUGUCUCCAGAGUUGGAUAGUGUUUGUGAGAACGAGCUUAAAAAAGAAAGGCUAAAAGUGUUGGUACGUCAUUCCAGUGUCUUAAUUUGUUUACAGACAGACUGUUUCACAGUCAAGAGGGACGAACAACUUCAAGAUGAAAGGGACACCUUGGCUUUUACAUUUUUUUUAUUUGCUGGCCAUAUGUUACAGCGGGGAACAGAUGUUUUUGAGUAUUUGUCCCUGUGCUACCUUAAGAAAAAAUCCUAAUGUGCGCCUUCACUCUUCUUUAGCUGAAAGCCAUCAAACUACAGAAUACAGAGAAUCUCCAGAUUCCUAUAUCGACAACGUGCCAAAAGUUUUAUUCACGCCAAAUGUUGACAAGUGACUGUAAAAAAGGUACAAUUUUAAAAGUCAAGGUGUCUUUUAAUAAUGUACGAUGUGUCAAAAAAAGAAGAAAAUAAUCUGUAUUCAAUAUUGUGUGCACUUUUUUUAUUACGGUGUAGCAAACGCAUUUUACAAACUUGAAACUUUAUGUAAAACAAAAUGGGGGUGGGCGGGGCGGGGCUAAAAAAACGUGCAAAAUUAACUUCUACCAUUAUUUAUCUCGAUGCUUUAUCACUUUGAGUUGAAGCGUACUUUAAACAUGCUUGUAUAAUUUUAUGUUGUUUUGUUUAUUUUAAAUAUUUUACUAAAUAAAUAUUUUAAUGUUCA